Molecule: messenger RNA, 399 nt
Organism: Aspergillus luchuensis
Lineage: Eukaryota; Fungi; Ascomycota; Eurotiomycetes; Eurotiales; Aspergillaceae
Exons: 1
Coding region: 1-399 (132 amino acids)
Source: RefSeq, a predicted model, not a curated record
AUGGGUCUCUCACUAGCUCUUACGACAUGGGCAUCACUUCUAGCCGUUGCCAGUGCGCAAUUUAAAUGCAGCUUGCCCGCAGGUGAUAUCUGCGCCUACGAGAACGCCACCACCUACGCGGCAGACAAUGCGCCCAAUUGCACCACUAGUGGGCUGCAGGCCUUUGUAAACAAUCUUCCAGGGCUCAAUGGAGCGACAUUGAGUGUUCCGUACGCUUUUUACGUUGACAGCAAUGAAACUCUGGAUGAGUUCACUGACUAUAUUGGCGCUUCGACGUUUACCACCGAUAUUCCACCUGUAUGUGCGUUCCGAGUCAAUGGAACCAAUGAACAGGGCGCGACCUGGGGCUUGGGAGCACUUCUUCUUACCCACUUCAACGGCAGUAUCAUGUAUGUGUAA